AUGUUAACUCCUUCAGAGAAUACGGCACCGAAUUUAAAAAUUGAGUUGGAAAAGCCAUUUGCUGGCCUUUGUGUCGAAAUCUGCUGCAACAAUAUAGAUGCACUUCGCAGCGCACAUAUGUUGCAUUACUAUUCGCGAGUUGAUGACCGCUUUCCAGCGCUGUGCUUGAUUGUCAGUGAGUGGGCCAAAAAAGUGGGAAUCGACGACGCAAACAUGGGAUUUCUUAGCAGUUAUGCAUGGGAGCUGUUGGUUUUGCAUUUUCUUCAAUGUGGACGAGUGAUCAAUAAGGAUCCAGCAGGCGAACUGCUUAUUCAAUUUUUUGAUUAUUAUUCUCGCUUUGAUUUCAGUGAAAAUGCUAUUUCAAUCAAACGUGGCACAGUGGUAAAAAGAGCCACGGAUAAGGAAGAUCCGGUGAGUUGGAAACCAGUGCAGCAGCGCGACAGGCGAGCAGGGCUUCACGCUCAGCGGGCGGGGUUGUUGGAAGACACGCAAAUUUUCAAAAUGUUUAUCGAAGAUCCAUUCUCAGAGUGUAAUGCAUCAGCGACUGUGAAGCAAAUGAGCGAACUGCUGAAAAUCCAAGGAGCGUUUGAUAUUGCUCGAGAUUCAUUUGUCGGUCCUCACGCUAGAGAGCCUUUGCUGUCGAAUAUCCUUUGA
Molecule: messenger RNA, 654 nt
Organism: Gongylonema pulchrum
Lineage: Eukaryota; Metazoa; Nematoda; Chromadorea; Rhabditida; Gongylonematidae
Source: the annotation of a GenBank genome assembly